Messenger RNA from Suillus bovinus, 831 nucleotides. RefSeq lists its product as uncharacterized. Lineage: Eukaryota; Fungi; Basidiomycota; Agaricomycetes; Boletales; Suillaceae. Gene Ontology annotation, molecular function: protein binding. The transcript has 3 exons. The record is from RefSeq and is a predicted model, not a curated record. Bases 185 to 742 code for a protein of 185 amino acids.
CACAGGGCCAAUCCGGAUAUGAAAACGUUUUGUCCACUGCAAUGGGUGUCCAAAGAUUCGUCCAGGUUUUUGGUGGCAUGAUUUUUCACAGCCCGCCGCAUCUGUAUCAGCACGGCCAUUUCCCCCCAUCAGGUCUACGAUAGCUGCAAAUUUUACUGCAAGGUUUCCGAAUACUCUUCGUCUGAUGCAUGGACGUCUUGUGAACUGGACGGCUAAUAUUCUGACUGUGAUCAGUGGGCACACCCAUCUAGUGUGGUCAGUCUUGUUCUCGCCCGAUGGCGCUCCCAUUGUGUCUGGUUCUUCAGAUUACCCUGCCGGCUGUGGGAUGCAGGAACAGGGCUGCCAUCGGGUGAGCCCUUCCGAGAGCACAUUUAUCCAAUUUCACAGACGUCCCACCACACCUUGCAAACUGGCAACUAUCAUGUUGACCGACACUCGGAACAAUCGCACUAUUUGCUUCCCACCACGCUUUGAAUAUGCACCGCAAAACCCUGCUAAGAUACUCGAAGGCACCUCUCAUCUUAAUCCAACCCUUGUCGUGCUAGAAGAUGGUGGAUGGAUAGCAGGAGCCUGUCGUCGGCUGCUUUGCUGGGUACCGCCCGCUUCCCGAGCAGAACCAUUUUAUUCUCUUGGGCUUGUAUUAAUGAUACCCAUUGGGCUAGAUAUUGAUUUGAGUCGCAUGGCUCAUGGAGAACACUGGUCGAAUCGCCGAGAUUGCUACUUGCCAAUGAUCCCGUUGUAGUGAUGUCGAGUGUACAAUUUUGUUCCAUGCCAGUCCUAUAACUGCUAUCGAGCUUGAAUUUCAAGUCGUCCACUAUCAUCGUGGUUGCA